This is a messenger RNA of Synchytrium microbalum, 177 nucleotides long. RefSeq lists its product as uncharacterized. Bases 1 to 177 code for a protein of 58 amino acids. Lineage: Eukaryota; Fungi; Chytridiomycota; Chytridiomycetes; Synchytriales; Synchytriaceae. The transcript is spliced from 2 exons. The record is from RefSeq and is a predicted model, not a curated record.
AUGAACUACAAACAACUAUUAGGCCGGUCAGGAACACAACGCAAACUACGAAACGAUACAUUACACCAAUAUAUCGUCAAGACUUUGACGGGUGGAAAUCUUCGAUUGUGUGUGCAGUUGCCACAGGGAACAAAGGAAGAAGAAUGGCUUGCUGUUAAUGUAAAUGUGGAUUUGUGA